AUGACGUUUCAUGACGAUUCUAUCAACUUCCUCGGACUUGCACUUGUUCUGCUCCUCUGCUUUCUCUCGCCGGCAACCUUCGCCGCAGAUUAUAUCUCGUCUACUUUGGACGGUCCGUUCGUUCCGGUAACGGUGCCUUUAGACACCACUCUCCGGGGAAAAGCAAUCGAUUUGCCUGACACCGAUCCUCGCGUACGCCGCCACGUCACUGGUUUCGAGCCCGAGCAGAUUUCUCUCUCUCUCUCAUCCGAUCACGAUUCCGUUUGGGUCUCUUGGAUCACAGGUGAGUUCCAAAUCGGCGAGAACGUGAAGCCAUUAGAUCCGACAAGUAUCGACAGUAUUGUCCAAUUCGGCACUUUGAGGCACUCACUGAGUCAUGAAGCCAAAGGACAUUCACUUGUUUAUAGUCAACUUUACCCUUUUGAAGGUCUCCUUAACUACACUUCUGGAAUCAUACACCAUGUUCGCAUUACAGGGCUGAAACCAAGUACUGUCUAUUACUAUCGCUGUGGGGAUCCUUCACGACAUGGUAUGAGUAAGAUACACCAUUUCAGGACAAUGCCGGUUUCGAGGCCGUCGAGUUAUCCCGGUCGGAUAGCAGUUGUGGGUGAUCUUGGUCUCACUUAUAACACCACAGAUACGAUUAGUCAUUUGAUUCAUAAUUCUCCGGAUCUAGUUUUAUUGAUCGGCGAUGUGAGCUACGCAAACUUGUAUCUAACCAACGGUAGUAGCUCGGAUUGUUAUUCUUGCUCUUUCCCACAGACGCCUAUACACGAGACGUAUCAGCCACGUUGGGAUUAUUGGGGUAGGUUCAUGGAGAAUCUGACUUCAAGAGUUCCUUUUAUGGUGGUCGAAGGAAAUCACGAAAUCGAAUUGCAAGCUGAGAACAAGACAUUUGAAGCUUAUAGCUCAAGAUUCGCUUUCCCUUUUAAAGAAAGCGGCUCCUCUUCCACGCUCUACUAUUCUUUUAACGCCGGCGGGAUUCACUUUGUAAUGCUCGGUGCCUACAUCGCCUUUGACAAAUCAGCGGAACAGUACGAGUGGCUAAAGAAGGAUUUGGCUAAAUUUGAUAGAUCGGUGACACCUUGGUUAGUAGUUUCUUGGCAUCCACCUUGGUAUAGCUCUUACACAGCGCAUUACAGAGAAGCCGAAUGUAUGAAAGAAGCUAUGGAGGAGUUGCUUUACUCUUACGGUACCGACAUUGUCUUCAACGGACACGUUCAUGCUUAUGAACGGUCGAACCGAGUUUACAACUACGAACUAGACCCGUGUGGCCCUGUCUACAUUGUGGUUGGAGAUGGAGGAAACCGUGAAAAGAUGGCGAUUGAGCAUGCCGAUGAACCCGGUAAAUGUCCUGACCCAUUAACCACACCGGAUCCUGGCAUGGGUGGCAAAUUUUGCGGUUGGAACUUCACCACGUCUGGUAAAUUCUGUUGGGAUCGGCAACCUGAUUAUAGUGCCUUGAGGGAAAGCAGCUUUGGCCAUGGAAUCCUAGAGAUGAAGAACGAUACAUGGGCACUAUGGACAUGGUAUAGGAAUCAAGACUCGAGCAGUAAAGUCGGAGAUCAGAUUUACAUUGUGAGACAACCUGAUAUUUGUCCCCGUCACAACCCCCUUGUUAACCAUUUCUAA
Molecule: messenger RNA, 1632 nt
Organism: Thlaspi arvense
Lineage: Eukaryota; Viridiplantae; Streptophyta; Magnoliopsida; Brassicales; Brassicaceae
Source: the annotation of a GenBank genome assembly